Molecule: messenger RNA, 4028 nt
Organism: Topomyia yanbarensis
Lineage: Eukaryota; Metazoa; Arthropoda; Insecta; Diptera; Culicidae
Gene: bru3
Product: CUGBP Elav-like family member 4
Exons: 13
Coding region: 1888-2937 (349 amino acids)
Biological process (GO): mRNA splice site recognition; regulation of alternative mRNA splicing, via spliceosome
Cellular component (GO): ribonucleoprotein complex; nucleus; cytoplasm
Molecular function (GO): mRNA binding
Source: RefSeq, a predicted model, not a curated record
UCCGUGCUUUAGUCUACAAUUGAGUUUUGUAUAGUUAAGUCGUGAUCAUAUACACUUGUUGUUUGUUGUUAUAUUUAAUUAUCUGUCUAUAAGCUGUGUCUGUGUUUUUCGGAAACCGUCACAAGAAGUGGAAGAUCGCGCGAAUUUCCGGGGAAUCUAGGUUGAAGCCUGAUUCUUCUCGAGCGGGAGUCUUGAGCGUGAGAAAGAGCGUAUUCUUUCGAUUCGCGAUCGGCCCACCAACAAGCAGCCAGCGCAGUUCAAGCUCGUGCAGCAACAAAACUUUAAGUGCGAGAUUCGUAUGCUCGACUAGAACAGUGUUUCUUUUCGAGUCGCGACAUCCUGAAAGUUUCGGACAGAACCAGAUCGCUUUGAUCUAUUCGGUGUUUUACGACAAGUGAUUUGAUACAAAACGAUUCGCCAAUCUAUCCAGUUGUGGUGAGCGGGUGGAAAUAAAACAAUCCAUUAGAAAACGAGCAACGCGAUUUAAGGAAACAAUAAAAUUUGUGGUGAAGUGAAAAAAAACUCGAAAAUUUGUACAUCCGUGAGUGAAGCCAUUCCGAGGCUAGUGAGUUCUAGGAAAAUCUAUAAAUCCAUAGGAAAGCCGGGAAACGAAAGCGGCGAGAGCAAAAACUUGUUUCGUUGAUAACCGUAAAAAGAAAAAGAAAAUACGGGCAAAAGUAGCUCGGCGCAAGUUGAAAAGCGGAAAUUUAUCGCUCGUUAAAGUAGUGGGUGUUGAAAAAAAGGCGAAAAAUCUGCUUUCAGGCAGGAAGAAGAAAAUUUUCGUAUAAAUCAUAAAUACAUACCAACCAAAGUGGAAGCCGGAAGCAAGAGAGAGAGCGGUAGAAGGAAAAAAGAGAAGUCGCAUUCUCUAGUGAGUUUAAUCAAUUUAAUAACAUUCACCUCGAACCGCCCCUCUUGAAAACCGCCGCAAGAAGAAAAACACACCGUUAAGUGAAGAAAAACUCUCGUAGUUCGAUUCGCUUCGACAUCUGCGAAGACGACGCAAAACUAGAGAAUAGAAAAGCAUCCAGAAGAGAAGCCAAAGUUAUUCCAAUAUUAAUUUCGGUUCCUGCGAGUGAAUUCAAUACAUUCCAUAUGGUUCACAUGAUAGAAAUCGUUCGUCAAGGGAAAGUUGACUUUCCUCAAGUGAUUAUGAACCGUGCUAUUCAAGUUAAGCCAGCGGAUAGCGAGAACCGCGGUGACAUCGUCUCUGUAGCGAUCGAGUCAAUGUUUUUGGUAUUGCCUUCGAAACAAUUUUCCGUACCACAACAGCAACAACAGCAACAGCAACAACAGCAACUACAACAAUCGGUCAGCAACACAUCGGCUGAUCGUAUGUGUUAGAGAAGAAAAGAAUAAAGAAAGAAAAAUAAGGAACAGUUUAGGGCUCAGUUAAUCGCUACUAUAAAAGAACACACACAAACACAAAACGAAACAAUUUAGGACAAAGUAAAAUAAAAACAAAAUCAGUGAAAGCCAGCGGAAACAGUAGAGCUUUAAAGCAAGUGUGAUAUCUAGGAAAUAGAAAUAAGCAUUUUAGGGAAAACCUGCCUAACCAAAACAUACAAAGUUACAAGCAAAGUACACAAGGAAAUUGUUUUGAACAAUAUCAGUUAGUGCGAACACUUUGACAACGGGAAAAGUAGAGAGGAAGUAGGAAUAGCCAAUUCUUUUUUGACGAAACGUAAGCCAAUUCUUCAUCUCGAGAACCCACUAUAUAUUUACACACAAAGAAGACAUAACCGUACCGUACCGCGCGCAGUACGCAGAAAAAGGAAAAAAAAGCGAAUCAAGUGGUUUUAAGGAUCUGCCGUUCAUCAGCAUCAUAAGCGUUGGUUUCAGUAGAGAGGCAGCAAAGUUCUUAGAAAUCGAAAGCUUUUCGUUGGCAUGCUUAGCAAGCAGCAAACCGAGGAGGAUGUAAGACAGUUGUUUAACGCAUUCGGAACCAUAGAGGAGUGCACGAUACUGAGAGGACCGGACGGUGCCAGCAAAGGUUGCGCCUUUGUAAAAUUUACCUCGCAUCAAGAAGCUCAAGCUGCUAUAACAACCCUUCACGGUAGUCAAACUAUGCCGGGUGCGUCCUCUAGCUUAGUGGUCAAGUUUGCGGACACCGAGAAAGAGAGGCAACUCCGUCGUAUGCAGCAAAUGGCCGGUCAUAUGAACCUGCUGUCCCCGUUCGUCUUCAACCAGUUCGGACCGUACGGUGCCUACGCACAACAGCAACAAGCAGCACUGAUGGCCGCGGCCACCGCACAAGGAACCUAUAUCAACCCAAUGGCAGCACUCGCAACACAAAUACCUCAUGCGUUGAACGGUUCAGGACAACCCGUAAACGGUGCUAUCCCAUCGCUACCAUCGCCGACGAUGCCGACCUUCAACAUGGCAGCACAAACUCCAAACGGACAGCCGGCCGGUUCCGAAGCGGUCUACACCAACGGAAUUCCCCAAACCUACCCAGGGCCCAUUUACAUAGAUGCGCUCCAUCUCUCGAUACCGGCUCAAGGACUUCCAAACGGGGACGCCGCACUACCCCACGCAGCGUAUCCCGGCAUCCAGCCCUAUCCGGGUGUUGCCUACCCAGCCGUAUACGGACAAUUUCCGCAAGCCAUACCACAACCGAUAGCCGCCAUUGCACCAGCACAACGUGAAGGCUGUUCCAUAUCAGGCCCGGAAGGCUGCAACCUGUUCAUCUACCAUCUGCCGCAGGAGUUUGGCGACGGAGAGCUGAUGCAGAUGUUCAUGCCGUUCGGCACUGUGAUAAGUUCGAAAGUCUUCAUCGAUCGGGCCACGAAUCAGAGCAAAUGUUUCGGUUUUGUGUCGUUUGACAAUCCAGCUAGCGCUCAAGCUGCAAUCCAAGCCAUGAAUGGUUUUCAGAUUGGUAUGAAAAGACUGAAAGUUCAGCUGAAGAGACCAAAAGACGCCAAUAGACCCUAUUAACAAUCAGAGAUCAAAAGCGCUUUAAAGAGUGCUUCUGCUGAAGCUUUAAAAUACGAAGUUAAUCCUUAGACAAAAGUACUAUAUCAUCAAUUAAAAGAAAAGUGAAAAUAAGAACAAAAAAAUACAAAAACAAACCGUAUCUAACCAGCAGGUCUUUCACAUAGAACCGACCGUUCGAGAUACACAUAACCACAUUCGCGCGAAACCGAGGAAUUUCACGAGCGUCGAGCUGCUCCACAUCAACUGACAAGGCGCACUUUAGAAAGCUAUAGAACAAAAAGCGAAAGUUAUAAAGCAAACCACCCACAACAAACAACUACAAACUUAACUAUUAGUCGUCAGAGGAAUACACUAAAUAACAAACAAAAAACGUAAGAGGUAGCAAAGGCAGAGAGAAAGAGAAGCUGAUUACUAACAAAUGGAAGUCCAAUUCUUUUCACAAACCAUCAGUCGUUUAGCUACCCACACUGUUUCGAACAACUUUUUUCCGUCACGUCACACUCAUCUUAGACAACUAGUAGAAGUUUAGAACUCGUUGCACGAAACCCUUCCGAUCCCAAAGUGGCAAAUCCUCCGACAUUCUACGUUAGUUUAAUGCGACAGAGAGCACGUAUAACGAGCCUGGAGCCCCACACAACCUAUAGCAGAAAGAGAAGCUAAGAUUAUUCAGUUCGAUAUCCACCACACUCUGUACAUUUUUUAGAUAUAUAAUAAAAAUAUAUAUUAUAUAUAUACAAUACCUAAGAAUAUUUAUACAUUAGAAUGUAAUAACGACAGGAUAAACGAUUUUUUUGCUAGUUUCAACAUUUUUUCAUUGUGCCAUUUUGAGGAAGAACACAACAUAAAACAGGAAGUAAAAAAGUAAGCUAAAAGUUUUUUUUUCAAUUCGACUGUUCGGAGUUAGGCUUAUAGGGCAGUGGUGUUUUUAGCACUAUUACGCAAAGCGGAGGACUCGCAUUACGAAUACGGACUGCGAACUCGUAACUAGGCGGCAAAGGUACGGAAAUUAAAUUUUUAACCCUUAAACCAUAGACCACUGAAGUUCUAUAUACAUAAUUGAGUAAAACUAUAUAUAUAUAUAUAUAUUUAGA